UGCUGCUUUUUUGUAUUCUGUCAUUUAGCGAAGGUCUUGGACUUCGCCAUUCUAGAUCCGUGGUGAAUAUGGACGACCUGUUAAAAAUGGAGGGUGAACUAGUAGCCAAUCUGGAAAGUUAUGCUGCUGUGCUUACCAAUAAAGCCGAAACUAUUAGGAGGGGUGUUCUCCAGAUGAAGGAAAUGCAUCAGAGAAUGAAGAAGGAAAAACUCAAGGAAUUUAGGGCCUUGCAUAGUUAUUCCCUCAUUCGAUACAUGCAGGCAGACUGGCUGAUGUGGAGUCAGUAUUUGGAGCACUCUUCUUAUGCGGAACACUUGGCUUUUGUAGAGUCAAAGAAACAGUUUUUGCCAAAGGAACACGACUUUGCAGAUGCUGCUAAUGGAAUAAGAAGAAUGCAGGCGACCUACGGAAUGUUGGCCAGUGAUAUCUCCAAUGGAUUACUGGAUGGAGUGCAGUAUAACUCUUUCUUGGCAUCUGUUGAUUGCCUGGCAAUGGGUCGUCACCUUAUGAACCAAAAUCGAUGGACAUCCGCCGAGCAAUGGAUUCUUGCUGGCAUUAAUGCUGAGGAUCGUAAAGGUUUUCAAACAGAAAUGCAGAUGUUAAGAGGACCAAACAUCGCUGAGCUGUUUAGGGCACUGGGAAAAGUGCGAAUCAAAAUGAACGAACCCAAAGAAGCCUUGGAAGCUUACAAAAAGGCUCUGAAAUAUUCGCCACAUGAUAUACAAAUUUUCGAGGAGUAUCAAGCUUUGACCAGAACCCUUCUUACAUCAUCAGGAAGUGAGUCAAUAAAGGAGGAACCCGAUGAUGACAUCGAGGAAAUGCAGCUGCCUCCCUGUUGCAGUGGCCGCUAUCCCUUCGUCGUUGUCUUUCAUGAAAUGGUUUAUCCCAAGGAGAGUGCUCUAAUAAGAUCCUCGAGCAAGGAGCUCUUGACUCCCUCUGAAACAAUCGAUAACGACACAACUGACUUUGUAGUUGCCUCCUCAAGAACAUCAAAGUCAGUUUGGUUCGAUGACGAUGCAAACGAGGCUACCCUUAAACUCGCUAAUCGUUUGGGGGAUGCAACAGGAUUGGAUAUGAAACACUCGGAGCCUUUCCAGGUGAUCAACUACGGAAUCGGAGGCUUCUUCGAAACGCAUUGGGACUUGCUUCAUUCGGAUGAGAAUCGAUUCACCUUCGGAUCCAUUGACCGAAUGGCUACCACUCUUUUCUAUCUGAAUGAUGUGCCCCAAGGCGGAGGAACCUACUUCCCGGGAUUAAACCUCACGGUCUUUCCCAAGUUCGGAUCGGUGCUCUUCUGGUACAAUUUGGACACGAAGGGGAACAACCUACUCCGCACAAUGCACACUGGCUGUCCAGUCAUCGUGGGCUCUAAAUGGGUGGUCAGCAAGUGGAUAGACGAUAAGGGACAAGAGUUCAGGAGGUCCUGCAUCGACAUUAAAGCAAAUUCUAAGCAUUCGUUAUCUGUAGAAAAGCUAUUCUAGCUCAUAUUAUUUUAAGUUGUAUUAAUAAUAAGCCUCUAAAAUUGUA
Drosophila ficusphila is the source of this 1527-nucleotide messenger RNA. RefSeq names its product prolyl 4-hydroxylase subunit alpha-2-like. Lineage: Eukaryota; Metazoa; Arthropoda; Insecta; Diptera; Drosophilidae. The record is from RefSeq and is a predicted model, not a curated record. Gene Ontology annotation, molecular function: procollagen-proline 4-dioxygenase activity; L-ascorbic acid binding; iron ion binding. Gene Ontology annotation, cellular component: endoplasmic reticulum. Gene Ontology annotation, biological process: peptidyl-proline hydroxylation to 4-hydroxy-L-proline. The transcript is spliced from 7 exons. The coding region runs from base 69 to 1481 and encodes 470 amino acids.